GUUCUCUCCCCGGCGCGGCCCCGGCGCGGCGGCUCCGCGGGCGGGCGGAGCGUGCGGCACGGAGCGGGCCCGGCGGCGCUUCCGGUGCCGCGGCUCCAUGGACGCCAACCUGCGCUUCUGGAGGGCGGAGGGGCAGUCUUUCUUCCAGAGGUUUCUCCUCUGGGCGGACGCCUUGGAUCCGCUGCUGCUCCUCAAGUCCUCCAAUGAAAUAAAAAGAACCAGGUUAUCAAUACUAAUCAAUGAGAAGACCCAAAAUGAGCCCAUACAGAAUAAUCAGACCAAAAAAGCCUUCUUGCUAAGCCUGUCCAGCGUACAUCCUGAUACAGACAAGAUAAUUCCUGUUUUGUUUAGACCCCCAGCUUUCAUGCCCAUAACUCUUCCCUUGGUCAUCGUUUCAUCUGUUCAGCGCCACGCAAGGCAUUCUUUUUUUUGGCAGUUUGUGUUUCACACAUACACCACAGCAUUCACUCUGGUAAAUGGAAAUGGCACCCCAAAGGCUGCAGAAUACUCACUUCAGCAAAAGCAGCUCUUGCUUGGCUUGGGAGCCAUUUCCUAUUCAGCCUUUGUUGGUGCUCUCCCUGUUGCCUUCAUGAACCGUUAUGCGUUGAAGAACCCAUUAAUGCAACUUGUUGUCAGAAAACUGCUGCCUGCUCCUCUGCUUGGUUUGACAAGUGCAUUUACCGUGGCAAUGGUGAGAAGCCCAGAAUUUGAUAAUGGGAUAGAAGUGAUGGACAGGAAUGGCAAUGUUAUAGGAGUGUCUAAGAAGGCUGGUGAGAAGGCUGUUAUGGAAACAGCAUUGUCCAGAGCAGUCUUGUUUGGGACAACGUUCUUCCUGCCAGAAGUGCUCAUGUACUGUGUGCAGAGAGCAAGAUUUGUUAAAAAUCCUCGUGCUUUGGGUCCUGUGAGGAUGUUUGUGAUUAUGUCAGUCCUAGGAGGGAUGCUGCCAGUCUCCUUUAGUAUGUUUCCACAGUGUGGGGAGAUAAAGCGGGCAGACCUUGAGCCAGAACUUCUGUCAUCUACAGAAGAAACAGAGCUCUUCUACAACAGGGGCAUUUAGAGCCUGGUUUUUAUACAGAAAUGUGUGCUCUGACCCAAGUGAAUCCUGAAUGCACCAGUGGCAUUUGUGACUGAAGUGUGAUUCUGUGGUGGCAAAGGUGCCAGAUCCUGUGUACGAUGGUGUGGCCUGCAGAGGCAGAACUUGGCAAUGUGGCUUUGCCAGCCCCAGCCUGGAGACACAUAAACACACCUCACCUGAUGCUGAGGUGCUGGAAAAGCACUGUAACACAGCCUUGUAACACACAACCUGUGUUCUGUGCUCCCUCAGAUGAUUGAUUUCUUAAUUAAAUGACUGUUGAAUACAUAAGUUUGUUCUGCUGCUGCAACUUUUGGUGUGCUCCUUUUCAGGAACCCAGCUGGUGAAGGCUUUGACAUCAGCACUCCUGUGGGUGAAGUCCAGCUGAUUCUUCUCAGAGCACUUUGAUGUUUUCAGUGAUCUAACAGUGCUCCUUUUGAGGAUGAGAUGUGAGGCAGCCCUUGAAGUGAUAUUAGACAAAGCAACCCUGAUGGCAAUAGGAUAUUGAUUUAAUUUAUUUGCUUAAAAAGUGUACAGGAAAUAGGUGACAGACUUCACUACCAGUUAAUUCCUGGUUUUUUAAACAUCCUUGAAGGAGUUUUGAGGCUUGAUGGCCCUUGAGCUUUAGAACUUGGUUUUUACACUGAAGCCAUGAGGAGAUGCCAUGUCUUUCUGACCUUGUGGUGGACAAUGAGAAAUUCCACUUUCUCAGGUUGGCUGUGUUUAUCCAAAGAAAGAAAGUUCUUUUGAUGUGUGAUCAUUUUUGUAUGUUGAUCAGUGAGGUGAUAACAUUUUGCUGAUCCUAUUAAAUUAUUCAGGGACCCUCAGCUGUCUGUGAAGAGCUGCAGAAAGCUUACAGGAGACUCUGUGAUUGUGACAACAUCUUCAGUGAUUUUUGAGCCACCUCUUCUACAACCCCUGCCUAUAGUUAUGUGAGGUGCUGCUAAGGCUGUGUGACAAGGAUGGAAAUGCAUUAAAUAAUAUAUAAUUAUUUAUGUGAAGGUGAUUAUCACAAGUGCAGCCUUCCAAGUGUGCCAUAAUUUAACUUAGGGCACAAUACACAGGUCACUGCUCUCCUGUUGCUGGAGGAUUGGAUUUCUUCUCACAGUGUGAGGAAAACAAUGGAUGCCCAAUCCCAUCCAUCCUACAGGAAGAGAGCAGCAUAAAGCAAAGCAAGGAAAAAUAGCAGGCCUGGGCUCUUGCAAGAAGAGAUUCCUGCUGUGCUUUUGGCACUGAACAAAAGCAGGAAGUUGGGGGUUGAGUUUAAUUUCUUGUUUGAGUUCUGCCUUUUUUGAGCCUUCCUCUAACAACUUACUGGAGGGGAAGGUCAGACAAGGGAAGAGGAGAGAGGAGCAGCAGCACAUCCUAAGGAGCUGGAACUGGGGUGGAACAUGCUGUAAAGCUCUUCCAGGAAGACCAUAUGGAUACUGUCUGAAUUGGCAGAGUUUGCACUACUCCACUGGAGAACUGUAGUGAAUUUUUAAAGGUAAAGGAUUGUUUGCACCUACUGAACUGCAGGCUCACUCAGCCUCUGGGGGUGAUGUUCUUCAGUACACGGUAAAAUCUCAUCAGGGUCAAGAAGAUAAUUGUGUCAGACCAAGGGUCUGCUGAGGCAAACAUCUGCUCAUGGCAGGAGGUUAGAACUAGUGAUCUUUAGGGUCACUUCCAACACAAACCAUUCCAUGAUUCUACCACAGGGUCAAGUGGAACAGGACUAAGCCUCAGCCUGCCUCUCUGGGUGUGAAGGGGGCAACACACUCAGAAGUGUUUGUCUCCUUCCAAAGCUUUAAUAGCAGAGGCACAGAUAACAUCCUGCAGUUAAAUUAUCUAAACCAUGUUUCUCUAUUCCUAUUUCUGUCACAUACCAAAGGCAAAUGCAGGAGGGGUCUGAUUCCACUCUCACUAAACAGUAACUGGCACUACAGUGAAGACCUGCACCUCUCCCCACUCCUUUUUUAAACAUAAUUUAAGAAUGGCUAAAGUAAAUGCUAAUUACAUGAACCACAGUGGGAAUAAGCAAAAAACACCCAAAACCUAAGAGUAAAGCAAAGCCAAUAAAUAGAAGAGAAUAUAUUGGUGAACUUUGGAUUGUCAUGGUAACUAGACAAGCUAUAAAUUCACUGGCAACACACUUGGAUGUUUUAAGCAAAUUGAUGUCAUUACAACUCCAUGAGUAAGGCUUCUGGAAUAGGUCUGGUAAUAGAGUCUGUUAUUACAGCUGCCCCUUCUCAAACUCCACCAGCUCCUUACUGAAUACUCAGCUCCUUACUGAAUACUUGAGCUGAAAUUUGCCACAUUAAACCCAGCUCCCUCAGGAUUAUUAAAUACCCCUUUACCCCAUUCUCAUAAAUGUCCCUAUUGCCCUAACCAGAAUUUUCCAGAAGAGGAGGGCAGGCGCCUGCCCUUUAAAUUAUCAGCCUGGCUGACUCAGCUGCUUCCCAGUCAGGGCAGGGGAAAUGCAUUGCCAAAAAGGCCCUGGCAUCCUCAGCCUUGAACCAGUCCCCGAGAUGAGAACUGCCAGGAGCAGACAUAGUCCAGAGAUACAAGUCAGGGAACAAGACUGGGACAAGCAGCAUGUUUGAGGGACCUGGGAAGAGGAAAUGUUCCCCUUUGUAUAUGGAAUAAAUUAACAACAUACCAGCCCAAGGCAGGUCUGUCUCCUGCCUUAGCUGGCCCUGGUGUUAAGUGACAGUGCAUUAGUGGUGGAACCAGUUUAAGUUGUGGUGAAUGACAACAGAUGGAAGCUUUCAGCUUCAAGGAAAACAGAAGUCUUAGUACAGCACAAGAUGCUGUGCCUCACCCACUCAGCUUGUCAUCUUGAAAUGUAGGAAAAUCCAGUGGGGCUUUCAGGCCCCUUUAAUGUAGCUUAAAAAAAUCAGCCGCUCCCAUGUUAAGAAAUACUGAGAUCAAAGCCUUGCUCAGCUGGAGCUGUGUCCCUGCUUUACCCCCAGGCCUGUAACACAGCCAUGCUGCUUUUCCCUUUUCCCCACAUGCCAGGGGUGGAGGAAGGAAGGGAGGAUGAAAGGAGGGAGGCCUGCACUGCAGCUCCUUCCCUGUCAGACAGCAAACACCACGUGCCACUCAGGAAGGAGCUGCUGCCCAGCCUUUGGAGUCUCCUCCUAUCCCACAUCACUCAGCAGCUCCAAGGAAUGAUUUCACCUGACCAGAGAUGCUCUGACUCAGGCUCCAGCCAGCUGCCUAGGGAAGGGUGUAAGGCACUAUGAGGCAGCUGGGAGCUCCCUACACUGAGCUUUAUGGCUUGGUUUUUAUCCAGAAAUGGAGCUGCUUCAACUGACAUCUCACACCACACAAUGGACAAACCCUCAGUAGCCAUUUCAGAGCAGUCAGAGGCUAAAGGCAGAAGCAGCCAGGACGUUUAAGAUGGAUUCUGUAACAUGUCCCAUGUCAAGUUUUUCCAGGUUGAACAGCAUUACACUGCUCUCCAUUGAACAUUCCCCCUUCACACAUUUGCCUGCAGGGAUAACAGGGCAGGGCAGCUCCUACCAGGAACUAAAACCCCAGGGAUGAAAGCAGUAAAGCAGGUAACCCAAUUUACUCAGCAAAACCUCAACUGCAGGGACUGAGUGUUUAUCCUGCUCCCCUCUCCAAGCCUCUGCCCUGCUCACUCUUUAACUUCUAAUUUCUGCAAAUGUAGUGGAGAUGUUAUGGUGCAGGAACCAUUGACCAUUCUGUACUUCUUCAAGAACAGAAAGGUAGUAAGAUGAAAAGGUAUGGAUAAAAAUUCCAUUUGAAACCACCCUUGCCUCUAGGAGGAAGAAAGGAUGGCAUCUGACUGCAAAACAGCAACUGCACCCACAGUCUGCUUGUGUGCAUCCUGGAGAAAGGGAAGCAAGGAAUAAGUAUAAAUAUUUUCCUGUCCUGACCUUGCAAGUUUUUCUAUUUUAUUUUAAACAUCUUUGAAAAUAAACAGUGUCAAAAGUCAGUAAGAAAAUGCAAGAACAUGAAGACAAUCCUUUGAACUCACUGAAGCUGAGGCAAAUAAAUCUUGUUCAAUGCUGAUGAUAAAAUCAGCAAUGACAGAAGUGUUUGAACAUUUCCAACCUAAAGCCCAAACCAUAGCUCAAUUCCAGUAUUGCAAAAUUAAGAGCUAAGGCCCCUGUGGCUCCAUGGUCACAACUAUUCAAAAAUAAAUUUACAUAAAUUAAAGGGCAGUCUGAUCAGGAAUUUUUUAAUAGGCAUAAGCAUGCUAUGAGUCCAGUUCCUUAAGUGCAAAAUCGUAUUUCAUCUGUGUUGCACAAAUGGCAGGAGAUCUAAUACAACGCUGAGAUUUUCAACUGAAACAUUUCCAGAACAGAAAUCAAAACAUGCAUUCAAGGCUGAGUUUGGAAUUGAGCUCCUCUGCUUUGUGUGGUUGUCUCUAGAUAUGCCUUAAGGCAGUUUGUUAAUAAGAAAAAAUGGGAAUUUCUUCUCAGUUACACUGUGGUGCUAAGACAGCUGGCUGAAGCAGAUUCAGAUUUUCCUUGAUGAAAGAAUUCAAUUUCAGUGGACUUUAAAGUACAUCCUGAAUAGAAUUUUCAGCAUAGUUUUGAAGUUCUUCUAAUCCAACUGUUUUAUAGGUCCCAAAACAGCAAUAUUAAAGAAGCAGCAAUAUUAAAGAACCAUUAACAAAAACCAUGAAUGGGCAAAUGGGGAAAAAAGCUGUAGAGCACUUACAGGUAAACAAAGGCAGUUGCAGUAUUUUUCUCAGAAGUUAAAAUUACAUGCUACUGUGUUCAGAAUUCAAACUUCAGACUAAGUGUUUAAAGCAGAAUUUUACACCCCUGAAAAUAGGGGACUGUUCUGAAGCACUUUCAUUUCCUGACUGUAAUAACCACUCAUUGUAUACACAGAUGCCACAUUCCUUAAUCACAUUCUAAAAUAAAUUUCCUUAAGGUAUCAUACAUAGCAGAAGGACAACUCUUUCUCCAACCAAUAUUGCUUGCACAUAAUUAUUGAUGAGCUCUAGCAGUUUCAGAAUAGCAAACAUCCAAUUAUUUAACAAUAUAAAUAUUGGUUACUAAAGUUUUAAUCCUAAGUAUAAAAUCUCUAUGUAAAACCACAUGCUACAGCCUAUCUGUACAAAGGCCAGGAAAAAGGUUAUUUUUUUCUUGUAACAAAGUGCUACUGCAGAAUUGACUGAUUUGCUGUGGACAUUUCUGAACAAAUACAGAUUGUUUGGCUCAGAGCAUUUCCUUACAGACUAAAUUCUUCUCAGAAGAUUGUAAAGCAGUUAGUUUCAGGCUG
This is a messenger RNA of Passer domesticus (house sparrow), 6316 nucleotides long. It is a transcript of the gene SFXN4, whose product is annotated as sideroflexin 4. Bases 98 to 1057 code for a protein of 319 amino acids. The transcript has 14 exons. Gene Ontology annotation, cellular component: mitochondrial inner membrane. NCBI's taxonomy places the organism in Eukaryota, Metazoa, Chordata, Aves, Passeriformes, Passeridae. The record is from RefSeq and is a predicted model, not a curated record. Gene Ontology annotation, biological process: monoatomic ion transport; mitochondrial transmembrane transport. Gene Ontology annotation, molecular function: monoatomic ion transmembrane transporter activity.